Anastrepha obliqua is the source of this 2646-nucleotide messenger RNA. RefSeq lists its product as uncharacterized. Gene Ontology annotation, cellular component: nucleus; transcription regulator complex. Gene Ontology annotation, molecular function: SMAD binding; DNA-binding transcription factor activity, RNA polymerase II-specific; RNA polymerase II cis-regulatory region sequence-specific DNA binding. Bases 1 to 2646 code for a protein of 881 amino acids. The record is from RefSeq and is a predicted model, not a curated record. Gene Ontology annotation, biological process: negative regulation of transcription by RNA polymerase II; negative regulation of BMP signaling pathway. The transcript has 2 exons. Lineage: Eukaryota; Metazoa; Arthropoda; Insecta; Diptera; Tephritidae.
AUGGAAUUAAAUCAUGAAACUACUCGACCGGUUAGUACUGUACUUCUUUACGGUAUCCCAAUAGUAUCACUUUAUAUUGAGGAUCAGGAGCGUUUAUGUUUGGCACAGAUCUCCAACACUCUGCUCAAACAGUACAGUUAUAAUGAGAUUCAUAACCGUCGUGUGGCACUGGGAAUUACCUGUGUUCAAUGCACUCCAGUACAGUUGGAAAUUUUGCGACGUGCAGGCGCGAUGCCAGUCAGUUCACGUCGUUGCGGCAUGAUAACGCGUCGUGAGGCCGAACGGUUGUGCAAAAGUUUUCUUGGAGAUAAUGCACCUCCUAGAUUGCCGGAAGAUUUCGCCUUUACUGUGUAUCAUAAGUGUGCUUGGGGUUGUCGCGGCUCCUUUUUGCCAUCGCGUUACAACUCUUCCCGUGCUAAGUGUAUAAAGUGCAGUUAUUGUGGCAUGUUCUUUUCUCCCAAUAAGUUUAUUUUUCAUUCACAUCGAACUAGUCCUGCCGAUAAAUAUAUACAGCCUGACGCAGCAAACUUUAAUUCUUGGCGUCGGCAUAUGAUUCUUAGUGGUCAAGCACCGGAGGAGAUAGUACACGCAUGGGAAGACGUGAAAGCGAUGUUUAAUGGUGGCACGCGCAAACGACUUAUGAGCCAUGGCUCUUCAACAAUACAAACUUCUGCAGCGGCCCAAAGGCAGCAACAACAAGAUCAAUUACAACACAAUACAGCUGUUUCUAACGAAAGUGGCAACAGCACAACUGUCGUAGCUGGAGCAAGAACUUCCACCAGUCAUCAAAAUUACCCUACCCCACGCGGUAGCAGCAGCAACCUGAAAUUUAGCAAUUCAUCACCACCGCCGAUGAAACGACAAUGUGAUCAGCAUGAACAUAAUGUUGGAGCGGUCGCAGCAGCAGCAGCCGCUGUAGUAGGAGUUACAGCAGUUGCAACAGCAGUAGGUGCCGUACGACCACUAAAUAUUGAUGCAGCAAAUCAUUGUGUUUCAUAUAAUGGACGGACAGGUAGCGUAUCUACAUUGCAGCUAAGUGACACCAAUGAACAUGAACUGUCAGUUAUGCCGAUCUCACGUAAUUUUAUGAUGGAUUACAUGUGGCAUGCACAUGCUGCUCAAAACACCGCGGCCGCGGCAACUCACAAAAACCGAAGUAACAAUAGUAAUACUGCAGCGUCCUUCAGAUUACCCGAUUGCGCAAUGCAUUGGCUGAAGACACCGUCUAUAAACAAUAAUGCAACGUUUUUCACUCAACUGCCUUUGGCAGGAACCAUUGGAACUGGUGGUGGUCGAAAUAAUGAUAACAACGACUUUUGCCAUCAAAUGCAAUACGAUUCUUUCAAGAAGAACACGAGCUCAAUUUCAAACAACGGUACACUCCUGAAUAACAGUCAAGAGUUAAGAGGCUUAAGUAAGUUUGUGGGCGCGAAAGUAGCUAGCCUGCCUCAAUUUCUCACGGCGUCGGCAUUCAAGCCAGUCUUGCAGCAGAGUCAGCAAAAUGCCUUCACUGCUAUGGCUGCUGUUGCGGCAGCUUCCGCCACGGCAACUUUAACCACCUCAUCAGUUUAUCCAAGCACUGUGACCGUAUCUGCAAACACAUCGCCGGAGACAACUCAAGCAAAAAUUACUUCGUGCGGGUUAGCAACACUGGAAAUGGCGCUUCCAACAAUUGCUUUUCCUACACCUGGCACGAUUAGUACAAUGAACUCCGCAGAGGUAGCUGCGGGCGAUGUUGCGGCUGAGACUGCUUCUAACGCAGCUAAAUCAAAUGCGUUGCCUGUGCAUGCAAACUUGUGUGCCACAGUAUCAAAUGGCUUACUCUUUGGUAGACAAUCAGAGGGACCACAAUUGCCAUCAUCACUGUCAACACUGCCAAGUUCGCCCGAUGCGUCGUACAGAGCCAUACUACCAGCACCAGUGUCCUCAGAAUUAGCUUUAAAAAGUUGCAAUAAUGAUGGUGUUUUCAUAAAAGGUUCGUACUCAACGGAUAACAAAGAGAAUAACGAUUCAUGCGACGUUGAAGACGAUGAGAUGGUAGAUAUUGAGACUACAGAGGAUGAUACACCUGCUAGCAAAAAUUUAAAAGUAGCCCUUUGCUUAACACCAUGUCAUCAUCAGCCUGAUGAUACUACAAAUCCAACCGAUUUUUACAUUAACAACGAAAAGAGGUUUACUGAAACCGUUACAAAUACAUUCCCUGAUGAAGUAGAUGCGGGAGCGGCAACAACAAUAUUUAUAAACAGAUCAGGUAUGCCAUUACCCAAAGAGAGCUAUAGAAAUGACAGGCAACUUAAAUCACCGCUACAAUAUUCCCAAAACAAAUCAGUGCUAACCAAUAUUGAUGUUGAGUUCACCGGUGGUGAUACCGUCGUUCAGAAAGUGCGGUCAUAUACACAAUAUAAACAUGACAACAAUUACCCACCAGAAACUUGUGUACGGUUGCAACAGUCUCCAACUUAUAGCAGUACAUCUAAUGACAGUCUCUAUAUGGAAGGAAAAUACGAAAGCAACAAUAACUCUUCUUAUAUUGAACAUAUGGGCGCCAGCUGCAUAACCCAGAUAGUUCAGCAGCACAAUACAUUUAGUUUGGGAUCGUCAUUGAUGUGGAAGAAGCUUUUGGAAUCAGAGGUAAGGGUGGCAUAA